Molecule: messenger RNA, 1440 nt
Organism: Penicillium cinerascens
Lineage: Eukaryota; Fungi; Ascomycota; Eurotiomycetes; Eurotiales; Aspergillaceae
Exons: 2
Coding region: 1-1440 (479 amino acids)
Biological process (GO): regulation of mRNA processing; protein phosphorylation; spliceosomal complex assembly
Molecular function (GO): ATP binding; protein kinase activity
Source: RefSeq, a predicted model, not a curated record
AUGGCCUUCGCAGUCAGGUCACAAAAUUUACUCUGGGCGCGUCAUCAAAGCUCUGUAUACCAGAUCUGCUUUCAUCAGACACGAUCGUCUUCGUUCUGCUACCGUUAUCUUUGGCAAACUUCGCUAGGUGCACUCGCACGCAGGUCGGCCAUGGCUUUCUCAUCCAGCGCCGACUCUGAUCCACUUCCCCUCAAAUACGUACCGAUAGAAGAAGUCGAGAGACUUGAAAAGUACCAGCCCGGUGGAUACCACCCUAUCAUGAUAGGAGAUGUUUUCCAAUCCCGGUACCGAGUAGUCCACAAGCUAGGCUACGGAACCUAUUCCACCACUUGGCUCUGCCGAGACUACCGGUCUAAUACAUACGUGGCAGUCAAAGUUGGAACAGCGGAGUCAAGUGCUCGAGAGGCCGAUGUUCUAGAGUAUCUCAACCACGCUUCUCCCUUUGAUCGCCCAGGCAGGGAAAUUAUACCCUCCGUUAAAGACAGAUUCAUCCUCUAUGGGGUUAAUGGCACCCACCCUUGCUAUGUGACAGAUCUAGCGAUGUGCAAUGUCUCCGGUGCGAAGAAUGCAUCAUACAGACGCAUAUUUCAGGCUAGAACAGCUCGCUCACUUAUUGCGCAGCUCGUACUAGCUGUGGAGUUCCUUCACUCUAAAGGAGUUGUUUAUAGAGACAUCCACCUUGGCAACAUUCUUCUGCAUCUACCAGCUAAAUUUGAUCAGCUCUCAAUUGACCAGUUAUACGAGAAAUAUAGCUCGCCUGCGUCAGAGCCAAUUAUUCGAUUUGACGGUCAACCCCUUCAACCUGGCGUUCCAUCUAGUGCCGUCCCUCCGAUCUGGCUGGGGAAGGCUUCGGAGGAAUUCUCCCCAUCAGAAUCUAGAAUCUUUCUGAGUGAUUUUGGAGAAGCAUAUAGACCCUUGUCAGAGCAUCGGUGUGGUUCGCAUGCCCCGCUAUCCUUUGUGCCACCUAAAGCCCGAUUUGAGCCAGAACGGAGCCUCUCUUUCUCAACUGACAUUUGGACACUCGGGUGUUCUAUAUGGAUAAUACUAGGUCAGCGUUCCUUGUUCGAGGAUAUCCUUGCUACGCCGGACGACAUAACAUCUGAGCAAGUUGAUACUCGAGGGAACUUGCCUCCUCAGUGGUGGGAGAAAUGGGAGGCGCGACACGAAUAUUUCGAGGAAAAUGGGAAACCAAAUCGUGGCCGACAGGUGAGGUCUUGGGAAGACCGCUUUGAAAAGCAUAUUCAACUCCCACGGCAGGACGCUGGAAUACGAGGUUUUGAUGUAGAAGAGAAAGCUGCCGUUAUGGAUAUGCUAAGCUCGAUAUUGUCUUUUGGGCCAGAAAAGCGGCCAACUGUACAGGAGAUACUUAAAUGUAGGUGGAUCGAGAAUUGGGCAUUGCCGGACUUUGGCAAGUCCCGAGACUGCCAAGAAUUCUCAUGA